Molecule: messenger RNA, 3108 nt
Organism: Sciurus carolinensis (gray squirrel)
Lineage: Eukaryota; Metazoa; Chordata; Mammalia; Rodentia; Sciuridae
Gene: Sh2d3c
Product: SH2 domain containing 3C
Exons: 12
Coding region: 99-2681 (860 amino acids)
Biological process (GO): small GTPase-mediated signal transduction; positive regulation of peptidyl-serine phosphorylation
Molecular function (GO): guanyl-nucleotide exchange factor activity; phosphotyrosine residue binding
Source: RefSeq, a predicted model, not a curated record
AAAGGGGAAGGGGUGGUGGGGAGACACCUCAACUCCAUGUCCAGAGCCUCAAGCGGUCACUUGCCAGCUGCCCGGUGGCUUUGCACAGCCUCGCCAAGAUGACAGAGGGACCCAAGAAGACCAGCAAAAAGUUCAAGUUCUUCAAGUUCAAGGGCCUUGGGAGUCUCUCAAACCUCCCUCGGUCCUUCACUUUGAGACGGUCUUCAACCCCCAUCAGUAUCCGGUCCCAUUUGGAGUCUGACACCUUUGAAGCCACCCAGGAUGACAUGGUGACAGUUCCCAAGAGCCCUCCAGCCUAUGCCCGCUCUAGUGACAUGUAUAGCCACAUGGGUACCAUGCCUCGUCCCAGCAUCAAGAGGACUCGGGACCAACGGGUUGUGCAGAAGGCCCAGGAAGUGGGUCCUGAGCCCCACCUGGUCCCUCGAGUUCUGCCUGACCCACCAGGCUUGGAAGCAGCCAAGGGGAAAAUAGGGGGUGCUGAUGCCCCCCUGGAGGACACCUCAACAGUGGGACCUGACCUUUCAGCAGUGGAGGCAGACCCUAUGAGAAAGCCUGAGGACCCUAUGGCAGACAUGGAAGAGGAGCGAGCUCCCAGGGAUGUGCACCCAGAAGGGGCCGCUGCAGAGCUGGAGGCUGGUGGGGACUACGUGAAGUUCUCCAAGGAGAAGUACAUCCUGGACUCGUCGCCAGAGAAGCUGCACAAGGAACUGGAGGAAGAGCUCAAGCUCAGCAGCACAGACCUCCGCAGCCAUGCCUGGUACCACGGCCGCAUCCCUCGAGAGGUCUCCGAGACCCUGGUGCAGCGCAAUGGUGACUUCCUCAUCCGGGACUCGCUCACCAGCCUGGGCGACUACGUGCUCACGUGCCGCUGGCGCAACCAGGCUCUGCACUUCAAGAUCAACAAGGUGGUGGUGAAGGCGGGCGAGAGCUACACGCACAUCCAGUACCUGUUCGAGCAGGAGAGCUUCGAUCACGUGCCCGCGCUCGUGCGCUACCACGUGGGCAGCCGCAAGGCGGUGUCGGAGCAGAGCGGGGCCAUCAUCUACUGCCCGGUCAACCGCACCUUCCCACUGCGCUACCUUGAGGCCAGCUACGGCCUGGGCCAGGGCAGCGGCAAGGCUGCCAGCCCAGCUAGCCCCUCCGGCCCCAAGGGCAGUCACAUGAAGCGGCGCAGUGUCACCAUGACAGACGGGCUCACCGCCGACAAGGUCACCCGCAGCGAUGGCUGCCCCAACAGCACGUCACUGCCCCCGCCUCGGGACUCGAUCCGCAGCUGCGCGCUCAGCAUGGACCAGAUCCCAGACCUGCACUCGCCCUUGUCCCCCGUCUCCGAGAGCCCCAGCUCCCCUGCCUACAGCACCGUCACCCGCGUCCAUGCCGCCCCUGCAGCCCCCUCUGCCACAGCCCUGCCUGCUUCCCCGGUGGCCCGCCGCUCCAGUGAGCCCCAGCUGAGUUCCGGAAGUGCUCCGAAGCCGCCUGGGGAGUCGGACAGGGGCCCUCAUGCCAGCCCCUCCCACACCCUCUGUAAGGCCUCCCCCUCCCCGUCACUCAGCAGCUACAGCGACCCAGACUCUGGACACUACUGCCAACUGCAACCCCCCACCCGGGGCAGCCGAGAGUGGGCAGCAGCCGAAGCCACCAACCGGCAGCCCAGGAGCUAUGGAGAAAGGCUAAAGGAACUGUCAGAAAAUGGGGUCCCCGAGGGGGGCCAGGGCAAGGCCUUCACAGCCCCGGUUGUAGAAGCCACCUCUUCCUUCAACCCAGCCACCUUCCAAUCACUGCUGAUCCCCAAAGAAAACCGGCCGCUGGAGGUGGGCCUUCUGCGCAAGGUCAAGGAGCUGCUGGCCGAGGUGGAUGCACGGACGCUGGCCCGGCAUGUCACCAAGGUUGACUGCCUGGUUGCUAGGAUACUGGGCGUUACCAAGGAGAUGCAGACCCUAAUGGGAGUCCGCUGGGGCAUGGAACUGCUCACCCUCCCCCAUGGCCGGCAGCUACGACUAGACCUCCUGGAAAGGUUCCACACCAUGUCCAUCAUGCUGGCAGUGGACAUCCUGGGCUGCACUGGCUCAGCAGAGGAGCGGGCGGCGCUGCUGCACAAGACCAUCCAGCUGGCGGCCGAGCUGCGGGGGACUAUGGGCAACAUGUUCAGCUUCGCUGCGGUCAUGGGCGCCCUGGACAUGGCCCAGAUUUCCCGGCUGGAGCAGACAUGGGUGACCCUGCGGCAGCGACACACAGAGGGUGCCGUCCUGUAUGAGAAGAAACUCAAGCCUUUUCUCAAGAGCCUCAAUGAGGGCAAAGAAGGCCCUCCGCUGAGCAACACCACAUUUCCUCACGUGCUGCCACUCAUCACCCUGCUGGAGUGUGACUCGGCCCCCGCGGAGGGCCCCGAGCCCUGGGGCAGCACAGAGCACGGCGUGGAGGUGGUGCUGGCCCACCUGGAGGCCGCCCGCACGGUGGCGCACCACGGAGGUCUCUACCACACCAACGCCGAGGUCAAGCUGCAGGGAUUCCAGGCCCGGCCAGAGCUCCUGGAGGUGUUCAGCACUGAGUUCCAGAUGCGCCUUCUCUGGGGCAGCCAAGGUGCCAGCAGCAGCCAAGCCCGGCGCUAUGAGAAGUUCGACAAGGUUCUCACCGCCCUGUCACACAAGCUGGAGCCUGCUGUCCGCUCCAGUGAGCUGUGACCCCCCCCUCCCCCAGGAUCCUUCCCCUCUGCAGCUGUGGGCAGCAAAAGGGGCAGAGACUUUUCCCAGAGCACCCCAGGGACACUGUGAUCAACGCAAGAAUGUUCUGCUUCAACUCCAAGAUCUCCCUUGCACCUCCAGGGUCCUGUCUGGACUCUGGGUUCCAAAUUUCAGUCACAUACCUACCAGUCUCCCUUCAGGAAGGACAGGAACCCUGUUCCUCCCACCAGCUUCUGCUGCCCCCCUUCCUGCCCAAGCUCCCUGUUUUGGAGCCAUGGGAGACCCCUCAUGCCUCCUCCCUCUCCCCUGGGUAUCUGCCUCCACUGGCACCAAGGCCUCCAUCUUGCUGUAAAUAAGUCUGUGUUCUGUAAAUAGAUGUACAGAAACCAUGUUCUUUCUUUCAUAUAAUAAACUUUUAUGGCUCUUU